AUUUUCUAAAACAACGAGAGGGAAGGGGAAUGCAAAAAAGAAGAAACGAAAAGAAAAAGAAAAAGGAGCAGGAAGGAUUAGAAUAUUUCUUCUUCAGAAACAGAGUAAAAUGUUUCCCGAAAAAUACUCAUUUUUACUCAACGGAUGAUGACUAUGGAUGUGCAAAUUUCAGAGGACAAUGGUGCUAGAAGGUUAGAAUCGUCUGAAAUCGGACAAGUUAGUACUUCUGAAGCUGACAGAACUCAAGAACCAUAUGAGGGUAUGCCAUUUGAAUCUGAAGAAACUGCCAGAGCAUACUACGAUGAGUAUGCUGGACGAGCAGGAUUUAUAACCCGUGUUCUCUCAUCUCGCAAGUCAGAGCGUGAUGGGUCAAUUAUAUCACGUGGACUUGGUUGUAGAGGGAUACCAGAUAAUCAAAGGUCAGGAAGCAUUGCAAAUCAAAAGCGAGAUAGACGACGUGAUGGUUGUACGGCAAUGAUCCUAGUCAAAAGAGAGAAGCCCGGUAUGUGGGUGGUCAGAAAAUUUGUUAGGGACCACAAUCAUCCCUUGGUUAUAUCACCUUCCAAGAGACGUCCAACUUUCGACGAGAAAGAUAAAAAAAUUCAGGAAUUAACAGCAGAACUUCGGAUCAAGAAACGACUAAGUGCAGCAUACCGAGAGCAGCUCCUUAGUCUCAUGAAAGACGUGGAUAGCCAUAGUGAACAUAUGUCUACAAAAGUUCAAGCUGUUCGUAGAAUUCUUAAAGAACUUGAAGCUAAAAGACAGGAGCUUUCAAAUCACAGUAAACAUUAUAAGUAGGGAAGGUUGAGUAGGUUGCAGAGCAACGUAAGAAGCAGUCUAUCCUCUGAGAUUGUAACCAAUUUAUGUGCAACAAAUUCAUAUUCCCCGGUGGUUGAGUUCUCUAUGAAUUUCUGUUGCAUCUGUUAUUUCUUUCUUAAUUUUUUGAAUGGUAAAGUAAAAAAUUUCAGUGCUUCUCCAGUGCUGUAAUUCAUUUGAGUUGGGACUUCACUUGUUAGAAACAGUAAAGAAUGUGUGUUCUUUGUUUUUUUUUUGCCCAUGAUGCGCAACAUCUAUCUGUUAAGUGGGAAGACCGGUUAAGUCAUUAGCUUUGUAAACCCUCAGAAUUUCUGGUGGUAUACAUAAGGGCGUCAAUCUCUUUCAAGACAACGCAAAAUUAAGCUCUUUAUACUUGUUAUUAAAAUUGGCGUGGUUCAUAUCUUCAAGAGAAAUUAACGCAAAAUUAAGCUCUCAGUCAAAAGAAGACAGAAAAUCUCAACUUCGCGGCCAAUGGAUAGAGGGUUGCCCAACUGCUGCCAUUCCCACCAUCAGAACCUCCCACUAUGCAUUUCUCUUUGAUUUGAAAUUACUAUUUUCUAGAAACUUUUUUUUUUUUUGAUGAAUCUAUUUUCUAGAAACUCAAUACUGGUGAUUCUUCUCUUCUAGUUUUGAUAUAUUUUGGGAUAUAGGUGAAACCACUGGUUUUGAACUACACUGGGAAUUUGCUUCCUACAGGAUAAAAGAGCGACUUCCAUAGGCCAUAUAUUGAUCCUGUGUAGGAUAGUGUAGAGAAUAAGUUUCUGAUGCAUUUACUGCCAUGUGCUGUAAAUAAGAAACCUUUUGGCGCGAGCUGAUUCUCUUAUUUAUUAUUUAUAUCUUUUGU
Molecule: messenger RNA, 1660 nt
Organism: Nicotiana tabacum (common tobacco)
Lineage: Eukaryota; Viridiplantae; Streptophyta; Magnoliopsida; Solanales; Solanaceae
Source: RefSeq, a predicted model, not a curated record